CUUUGCAACCUGUAUUGAAUAUGAUUAGCAUUUAGCACAGAAUAUCGUGACGUAUUUCACAUUCGCCAUUCUUUUCUGUCUUCCUAAAAUUUAUUUCGAAGUAAACGUCCUAAAGUGAGCAUAUAUGCAUGGUUAAAUAUCAAUUUAUAACACCGCAAUAUCAAGAUUCAUCCCAAUGGUACUAAACAGCCACACUGGCUUUCUUUUUGAAUGACCGCUACCUGAAUGCAAAAGAUGGUGACUUUGUACAGCUGAUUAUAAGUGAUGUCAACUUCUGGCUGAAGAAUUUAGGCGAGAAUUUAGAUAGGGUUCUUCUGUUUCCACCUGUAGAUAACUAUCAUCGUUUACUAAUUCACCAAACAGCCCAGGAUUUUCCAAACGUCUGUUCCUUCUCCAUUGGCCAGGAGGAGGAGCGCAGAACAGUAGUCUGUCUUCAGCAGACUAUUCUAAGGGCUAUUGAGAAUCCACCUGUGCUGAAGGCCAAAAGUUCGGGGAUGUCAGGUAAAUGGGGACAUGAUGGAUAUUCCGACACAAGGGAAUCGUCCCCCUCAUAUGGGCGUGGCAGAGCAAGAUUGAAUCCUGACCGAGAGCCGUCUCCAUCCUGUGGCCGGGGCAGGGCCAGGCCUGGUAGGGGAAAUCAAUUAGCAUCUAGAGAUCAUUUAAAGCCAGGGGGUGAUAAAGAGUCUCCAUAUGUAACUGAUGAAAUACCAAAUAUCAAGAAAGAUGUGGAAGGUACAAGAAGUAAAAAGAAAAGACCUGAGGUGCAAGUUUAUGUUCCAAGACAUAGGCGAAUGCAGGAACAAACUGAGGACAACAUCAGCAAAUAUGAACAGAUGUCAAAAGAAAAAUCAAAUGUAUUUCGAGAAGAACAAAAUUCAUCAUCUCUCUCUAGUCCUAGUGAACUUGGGAGACCAAGCAAGAAACCCAAGACAGUGUCUCAAGUCUACAUCCCAAGACCCAAACGUCAGCAACUUGAGGAGGAGAGCAAACAAUCACCAGUUCAAGUUGCAGCUCCCAACACACACACUGAAGCUGCAGCUACAAGUUCACCAAUUGAUGAAUCAAUAAUUAUUCACGAUGCAGAAGAUGACAUGAAGACUAAGCGACACAAGCACAAGAAACAUAAACAUCGGAGCAAGUCACGUGACUCAGGGAAUGAGAAGUAUUCUCAAAAUGAUUAUGCCAAUGGUUGUGAUGAGGAGAGAAGAAACAGGGAUAGAUCUGCAGAAACAAUAGACUCUACUUCUAGGCACAGAAGUCAUUCUAGAGACAAGUCAAAGAAGAAAAAGAAGC
This is a messenger RNA of Owenia fusiformis, 1293 nucleotides long. Lineage: Eukaryota; Metazoa; Annelida; Polychaeta; Sabellida; Oweniidae. The record is from the annotation of a GenBank genome assembly.